AUGAAGAUUAUGGAAAAUUUGGCAGCUGUCAUGAAAACCUACCACAUGUACCACGCGGAGAGCAUCAGUGCAGAAAGCAAGCUGAAGGAGGCCGAGAAGCAGGAGGAGAAGCAGUUCAACAAGUCGGGAGACCUCAGCAUGAACCUGCUUCGGCACGAGGACCGGCCGCAGCGCCGCAGCUCGGUGAAGAAGAUCGAGAAGAUGAAGGAGAAGAGGCAGGCAAAGUAUUCUGAGAACAAGCUGAAAUGCACGAAGGCCCGGAACGACUACUUGCUGAAUCUGGCAGCCACCAACGCAGCUAUAAGCAAAUACUACAUCCAUGAUGUCUCUGAUCUCAUCGAUUGCUGUGAUUUGGGCUUUCACGCCAGCCUGGCCCGCACCUUCCGGACCUACCUCUCAGCCGAAUACAACCUGGAGACCUCCCGCCACGAGGGGCUGGACGUCAUCGAGAACGCGGUGGACAACCUGGAUUCCCGAAGCGACAAGCACACCGUCAUGGACAUGUGCAACCAGGUCUUCUGUCCUCCGCUCAAGUUUGAGUUCCAGCCCCACAUGGGGGAUGAGGUGUGCCAGGUCAGCGCCCAGCAGCCCGUCCAGACGGAAUUGCUCAUGCGGUACCACCAGCUGCAGUCCAGACUGGCCACGCUCAAGAUAGAGAAUGAGGAGGUCAGGAAGACCCUGGACGCCACCAUGCAGACCUUACAGGACAUGCUGACCGUGGAGGACUUUGACGUCUCCGACGCCUUCCAACACAGUCGAUCCACGGAGUCCGUGAAGUCGGCUGCCUCUGAGACCUACAUGAGCAAGGUCAACAUCGCCAAAAGGAGAGCCAACCAGCAGGAAACAGAAAUGUUUUACUUUACAAAAUUUAAAGAAUACGUGAAUGGCAGUAACCUCAUCACCAAGCUGCAGGCCAAGCACGACCUACUCAAGCAGACCCUGGGCGAAGGGGAGAGAGCAGAAUGCGGCACCACCAGGCCCCCCUGUCUUCCCCCUAAACCACAGAAAAUGAGGAGACCUAGGCCUCUCUCAGUGUAUAGCCAUAAACUCUUUAACGGCAGUAUGGAAGCGUUCAUUAAGGAUUCAGGACAAGCUAUACCGCUUGUAGUCGAGAGCUGCAUCCGAUACAUCAAUUUGUAUGGACUCCAGCAGCAGGGGAUCUUCAGAGUGCCAGGAUCUCAGGUGGAAGUCAAUGACAUCAAAAAUUCCUUUGAGAGAGGUGAAGACCCCCUUGUGGACGAUCAAAAUGAACGUGAUAUCAAUUCAGUCGCUGGUGUUUUAAAACUGUAUUUCCGAGGACUGGAAAACCCACUCUUUCCUAAGGAAAGGUUUCAAGAUUUGAUAUCUACUAUUAAACUGGAGAACCCAGCUGAGAGGGUGCACCAGAUCCAGCAAAUCCUCAUCACCCUUCCCCGCGUGGUCAUCGUGGUCAUGAGAUACCUCUUCGCCUUCCUCAACCACCUCUCUCAGUAUAGCGACGAGAACAUGAUGGAUCCCUACAACCUGGCCAUCUGCUUCGGGCCCACCCUCAUGCACAUCCCUGAUGGGCAGGACCCUGUGUCCUGCCAGGCACACGUCAAUGAAGUCAUCAAAACCAUCAUCAUCCAUCAUGAAGCCAUCUUCCCCAGCCCCCGGGAGCUAGAGGGACCUGUGUAUGAAAAAUGCAUGGCUGGAGGGGAAGAAUAUUGUGACAGCCCACACAGUGAGCCAGGGACCAUUGAUGAAGUUGACCAUGACAAUGGCACCGAGCCUCAUACCAGUGAUGAAGAAGUGGAGCAGAUCGAGGCUAUCGCCAAGUUUGACUACGUGGGACGGUCCCCCCGUGAGCUGUCCUUCAAGAAGGGGGCCUCGCUGCUCCUGUAUCACCGUGCCUCGGAGGACUGGUGGGAGGGCCGGCACAACGGUGUGGACGGACUCAUCCCUCAUCAGUACAUAGUGGUACAGGACAUGGACGAUGCCUUCUCCGACAGCCUGAGCCAGAAGGCUGACAGCGAGGCCAGCAGCGGGCCACUGCUGGAUGACAAGGCGUCCUCCAAAAACGACCUCCAGUCCCCCACGGAGCACAUCUCGGAUUACGGCUUUGGGGGGGUGAUGGGCCGAGUGCGGUUACGAUCCGACGGAGCGGCCAUCCCCAGGCGCCGAAGCGGUGGCGACACACACAGCCCGCCCCGGGGCCUGGGCCCGAGCAUAGACACACCACCCCGGGCCGCCGCCUGCCCCAGCAGCCCCCACAAAAUCCCCCUCACCCGGGGGAGGAUCGAGAGCCCUGAGAAGCGGAGGAUGGCGACGUUCGGGAGCGCUGGCAGCAUCAACUACCCUGACAAGAAGGCGCUCUCUGAAGGGCACUCGAUGAGGUCGACCUGCAGCUCCACCAGGCACAGCAGCCUAGGGGACCACAAGUCCCUGGAGGCUGAGGCCCUGGCAGAAGACAUCGAGAAGACCAUGAGCACGGCCCUGCACGAGCUGCGGGAGCUCGAGAGGCAGAACACGGUCAAGCAGGCGCCAGAUGUGGUGCUGGACACCCUGGAGCCCCUGAAGAACCCGCCAGGCCCCAUCAGCUCGGAGCCCGCCAGCCCCCUGCACACCAUCGUCAUCCGCGACCCCGACGCCGCCAUGCGCCGCAGCAGCAGCUCGUCCACCGAGAUGAUGACCACCUUCAAGCCGGCGCUGUCGGCCCGCCUGGCCGGCGCCCAGCUGCGCCCGCCGCCCGUGCGGCCCGUGCGGCCCGUGGUCCAGCACCGCUCCAGCAGCAGCAGCAGCUCGGGCGUGGGCAGCCCGGCCGUGACGCCCACCGAGAAGAUGUUCCCCAACAGCUCCGCGGACAAGUCGGGCACCAUGUGA
Molecule: messenger RNA, 2841 nt
Organism: Lemur catta (Ring-tailed lemur)
Lineage: Eukaryota; Metazoa; Chordata; Mammalia; Primates; Lemuridae
Gene: SRGAP3
Product: SLIT-ROBO Rho GTPase activating protein 3
Exons: 19
Coding region: 1-2841 (946 amino acids)
Biological process (GO): signal transduction; negative regulation of cell migration
Cellular component (GO): cytoplasm
Molecular function (GO): protein binding
Source: RefSeq, a predicted model, not a curated record